This is a messenger RNA of Tribolium castaneum (red flour beetle), 591 nucleotides long. RefSeq names its product immunoglobulin domain-containing protein oig-4. Gene Ontology annotation, molecular function: axon guidance receptor activity. Bases 77 to 565 code for a protein of 162 amino acids. Gene Ontology annotation, biological process: homophilic cell-cell adhesion; synapse organization. The transcript has 4 exons. Lineage: Eukaryota; Metazoa; Arthropoda; Insecta; Coleoptera; Tenebrionidae. Gene Ontology annotation, cellular component: neuronal cell body; plasma membrane; axon. The record is from RefSeq and is a predicted model, not a curated record.
AUGAAUUACGAGCAAUCUGUGCACAAAGAGGGGACAUAAUAAACAUUUUCCCUCGGAGUUCGCAGAAUUGUUACUAAUGGGCACUGCUAUGAAACCGGUUCUGGUGUGUGUUGUGUUGGCCCUAGUUUUGUGGGGGCAAGUGGAGGGCCGGAGGGGCCGGACGAGGGCCAGGGCCAAAUCAAAGUUCCAAAUCGGGUUACCCAUCACAGGCAAAUAUCGCGACCCGGAAUCUGACCAAUAUUACAACAACAAUAAUGGCGCUAAAAUCACGCUAGCGUCGCACUUCGACUAUGAAUACACCUUGGGGCACAAAAUCGCGUUCGUGUGCGUGGCCAGAGGCAAGCCUCGGCCGCACAUCACAUGGUACAAGGAUGGGAGCGAAAUUUUCACCCAUCUGUACCUCAACAUCCACGAAUGGAAUAUUGGGGAAGACAAAAUCAAAAGCAAGCUCGAGAUAGACCCAGCGACCCAGAUGGACGCCGGCGUGUACGAAUGUACCGCCGACAAUAUGUACUCCAUCGACCGUCGGUCGUUCAAAACUGAUUUCAGUAUUGUAUUUGAUUAGUGAGAAAUAAAGUUACCUCUUAUCGU